GUGGAUCGGAAAAAGCGCUUUGCGGUCAAUUCGACGCCACUUCGCUUUUAGAGGGGCAGCAGCGACAAUAAGGCAGGAGAUGACAGAAGAAACUGAAGAAAAGGCUAGAGUGAACUUUCCCUUUCCUUAUGCACCAUAUCCCAUUCAAGAGCAAUUUAUGGCUAAACUUUAUCAGGUCUUGGAGAUGGGAAAGAUUGGCAUAUUUGAGAGCCCAACUGGCACAGGUAAAUCAUUAAGUUUGAUUUGUGGUGCUCUCUCGUGGCUCCGGGAUUUUGAAGAGAAAAAGAAACUGGAGGAGACCCAGCUAUUAGCAAGUAAAAUUGGUGGAAAAGAUGCAGAAGAUGAACUCAAGAAAAACAAUACAAAGCCUUUAGCCAGCCAGCCAACGACCAAUGAACCAGACUGGAUAAUGCAAUUUGUGCAGGAGAAAAAAGAGCAGGAAAUGAUACAUAGACUGAAGGAAGAGCAGAUCAAGAGGAAGAAACGAGAAACAUACCUUGAGCAAAUUCGACACAAUGUGAAAUUGAAAUAUGUGUCUAAAAGGAAGCGGAUGGAGGAGAAGGAGGCAGAGCACCUGCUUCAGCUCAGCAAGGACAGCUUGUCUACCUCUGCUGAGCCUGAUUCUUUGGAGCUUUCCGAUGUGAGUGAGGAAGAUCUGAUCCUUACAGAAUACGAGAGUGACGAGGAGCAGAAAAUAGGAAAUAGGUUAACUGGAGUGGAUAGUGAUGAAGAUGAUGAUGACCUACAGGAAGAGCAUGUUGCAAAGAUUUAUUACUGCAGCCGGACACAUUCCCAGCUGGCUCAAUUUAUCCACGAAGUUCAGAAGAGCCCUUUUAGUAAGGAGACUCGCCUGGUGUCUUUGGGCUCUAGGCAGAACUUAUGUGUGAAUGAGGAAGUGCGAUGCCUGGGAGCCAUCCAGCUCAUCAAUGAUCGUUGUAUGGAGAUGCAGAAGAAUAAAUGUGAGAAAAAGAAUACAGGAGCAGAGACAGCCGAGGUGAAGAAGAGACGUGUGAGCCGAACGGUGUGUCCAUUUCACUCCUAUGAGUCUCUGCAGCUGCUUCGGGACGAAGUGCUGGUAGAAGUGAAAGAUAUAGAGCAGCUGGUUUCUCUGGGAAAAGAAAUGAAGGCCUGCCCUUAUUAUGGAAGCCGGUACGCCAUCCCAGCUGCUCAGUUGGUAGUGCUGCCAUACCAAAUGCUUCUGCAUGAAGCUACCCGAAGGGCAUCUGGGAUCCAGCUGAAGGAUCAGGUAGUGAUAAUUGAUGAAGCUCACAAUCUGAUUGAUACCAUUGCUUCCAUCUACAGCACUCAGGUGACAGGCUCACAGCUGUGCCGCGCCCACUCCCAGCUACUUCAGUACAUGGAACGAUACAGGAAACGCUUGAAGGCCAAGAAUUUGAUGUACAUUAAACAGAUUUUGUUUUUGCUGGAGAGGUUUGUGGCUGUCCUGGGAGGAAGUGUAAAUCAGAAUCCAAAUGCGCAGAGCAUACCAGAAGGAGGGGUGCAGCUGAAAUCCAUCAAUGACUUUCUGUUCCAGUGUCAAGUUGACAACAUCAAUCUCUUCAAGGUGCAGCGUUACUGUGAGAAAAGUUGCAUCAGCAAGAAGCUCUUAGGAUUUGUGGAACGAUACGGAGUUUUCAAAACCAGGAAAGACGCCCCAAAGUUGUCUGGUUUGCAGAACUUUUUGCAAACCUUGAACAAGAGGGCAGAAAACGAAGGGGCUCUGCAAAGUUCUCCCGGAGAAGGUGAGGACGACCACCCCAAAAUGGCAUCUCCACUCAUGCACAUCGAGAGUUUCCUAGCCGCGCUCACAAAUGCAAACCAAGAUGGGAGAGUCAUUCUCAGCAGGCAAGGUACUUUAGCCCUGAGCAGCCUCAAGUUCCUUUUGCUCAAUCCAGCUGUGCAUUUUGCCACGGUGCUGAAAGAAUGUCGAGCUGUGAUCAUCGCUGGGGGCACCAUGCAGCCGGUGAGUGGUGAAUUGGGCACCGUUUUUGGGUGAUGGGCAAUCACUUUUAAAUAGCAAAUGAUUGAAGGAGCUGAUUUCCCACCCCCUUAGC
Notechis scutatus (mainland tiger snake) is the source of this 2054-nucleotide messenger RNA. The record is from RefSeq and is a predicted model, not a curated record. NCBI's taxonomy places the organism in Eukaryota, Metazoa, Chordata, Lepidosauria, Squamata, Elapidae.